This is a messenger RNA of Prorocentrum cordatum, 1995 nucleotides long. Lineage: Eukaryota; Dinophyceae; Prorocentrales; Prorocentraceae. The record is from the annotation of a GenBank genome assembly.
AUGGUGCGGGAUCACUUCCUGGCAGACGAUGCAGAUGUUGGCGUCUUCUGCCGGCGCUGGUCCUGGGUGGCUGGCCUCGCCCACUCGAACGCCUCGGUAACCCCAUCGCGCGUCGCGGCGGCUUUUGGAGGGGUUGCGCUGGUGCUGCUGCUCGUGGUGGUGCACGUCGUGGUGGUCUUGGUCGCUGCGUUGUGCUGUGCGCUGGUGUUCUUGCGCGUGGUGCUGGUCGCAGUCGUGGACGUUGUUGCCGCUGCGGUGCUCCUCGUCGCGCUGGUGUUGCUGCGCGUGGUGUUGGUGGUCGCGGUGGUCGCUCUGCUGGUGGAACCGGUCCUCGAGGUAGGUCUGUCGCCUGGAGAAAGAUUCCUGCUGCCGCAUGGUCUCGGCAUGUUCGUGGUAGGUGGCGUUGGAGACGCCCUUGCUCUUGUCGUGGGCUUGGUCCUGCAAGCCCAGCUGCGCCACGCGCAGGGCCUCCACACCUGGUGGGCCCUCGCGGACGGGAAGUGGGCUUUUGAUGUGGCGUCGCGCCAUGCCAUGUUGUUAGGUGUCUUCCAGGCCGGCGUGCGUGGGCCGGAUUGGCUAAUCCUAGACGACGUAAUGGCGCAGGAUCACCAGUGCCUCUGCUUGCAUGGGCUGCUUAGCUCGGUUUUCAUGCUGCUACGUGGCACUGCCCAGGGCAGGUGUUUUUCCGUGCAUGUUUUCAACGCCCAGCUCCGCGGGCUCGCGGAUGGCUUAGCGGACGUGCUCCCACAGGGCUGUAGCACGAUCGUUCCGCCAUUCGCCCGGGCAGCUUUGCUCGACGCGGUGGAAGACGCGCCGCCAGUGCACUGCGCCGCCCCGCCGCGGGGGGAGCUCCAGCUCGACGGUGUCGUGAGGGAGGCGUCGCGUCUGGCAGCGGCGUAUAUGACGCCGUGGCCGCGGGCGAGGCACUUCCUGAGCGGGGCCCUGAGUGAGCUGUCGUCGCUGGCCGAUCGCAUUGACGUGGUGGAGCGUUCAGGGUCUCACCACUUAGCCUCCCCGCAGUUUGUAGAUGACAUCGCAACGCCUUGCCCGUCAGAGGGGGCCGUGAGGGCAGUGUUGUCCGAGGAGGAAUGGUCAGCCUGUAGCCGCUACGCUCGGCGCGUAAAGGGGCGCUUCAAUUACGAGAAGGGUAAGACGGCGGCCCUGCCCCUCCUGGGUGCCCCCCCGCCUCUUUCUGCAGGGGCCCCAGUUGUGCUCACUAGGUGUCUCCUAGGCGUCCUAGUGGGCGCUGACCUCACCUUUCAGCUGCUGCUCCAAGAGACACUUGCGAGAGGCAGGAGCCUUUUUGAAGAUUUACUGCAGGCGGCCGAGCGCGGUGGCUUCUCUGUCCCGGUCACCGCAGCGCAAGUCCCCCCGCGCGUGGAGUCGGUUAUCGUUUACGCCUCUCCACUGCUGGCACUAGCCGCAGGGGCUGAAGCAUCGCUGAACCGCCUCCAGGUUGAGUGGGGCCGCAAACUCCUCGGCUGCCACAUGGGCCCGCCUGUCCGUCACAGUGAGGUAGUGGCCCAAUGCGGUUGGCCGCUGAGGCUGGGCACGAAGUUUUUGGAGCGUGCCUUGAUGACGCAAGCCAGGCUCGCCGUUCUCCCGUUGGACCACCCGGCGUCCUGGGCCUGGCAGGCGUCACGGAACAUGCACGUCCCAUCCUGGGACACCGCUGUGACUGCACUCGCAGGGCGCCUUCCGUCGCCGCCGGCGAUGUUGGAUAGGCACCCAGCUUGUGUCGGGGAGCAGCUGGAGGGAGAGCUACCGGCCACCCUCCCUCGGUGCGGUGCGUGCGGUGCGGUGGACGUGGGCGUUGACCAUCCCCUCGUGACGUGCCGGGCCACGGCAGUGCACCAGGACCUGCUGGCAAGAGGCGGCCCCCACAUCCAAGACGUUGCCCCAGAAUUGGCCCUGCAGGUCCUCUUCUGCGAGGGUCUUCCAUCGCUCCAUCGCGUGCCCGUGCAGGACACGUCAGUUCUGUUGGAACUGCAGUGA